CGAGCAGCACGGAGGCUAGAAAAUCGCUUUGGAAAUGAUCGCGUCUAUAUUUUCUACUGACGCGUUCGGCUGCUCGGGGCCGAGACACACACACACCGCUUCCGCAGCGGUCAGCAAAAUCGCUUGUAUCAUAUAACUGACGCAGAAGUGACUUCCGAUCCGUUCUUUUUUUUUUUUAUUUUUUGCAACGAUGGCUUGAGCUCUCUCUCUCUCUCUCUCUCUCUCUCUCUCUCUCUCUCUCCAUCAUCAAGAAGCCUGAAGCGCUCUUGAGAAUACAUACGCGCACUUUCUCCAUCCCGGACUAAUGCACGCUUGGCUCUCAUCACAGCUCUUAAUAAUCCGGUUAGUGUUGUGAUCCAGAUCUGAAUGUCCACCGUAUCCGGAGCAAUGGCAGGGAAAGAGGAGCAGCUUUACGCCAAAGUGACUCCACGCAGACAGCGACAGAACCGCGCAGGAACCCUGAAACACGGAUCCUGCCUGGACGUGCUGCUCAGCAUGGGCUUCCCCAAGACCCGGGCGCUGAAAGCACUGGUUUCGACUGGUGGCAGAAAUGUACAAGCGGCCUGUGACUGGUUAUUCUCUCAUGUGGAUGACCCGUUUCUUGAUGACCCCUUGCCAAGGGAGUUUGUGUUGUACCUUCGCCCGAGCGGGCCGCUGCUCCAUCAGCUUACACAGUUCUGGCAGCAGAGUCGCGCCAUGUGUGGCAAGAACAAAGCUCAUAACAUCUUCCCCCACAUCACGCUCUGCCAGUUCUUCAUGUGUACAGACGCUAAGGCCGAGGCACUGUGUGAGGCAUUGCAGACUGUCGUGGGACAGUGGCGAGGCCGUUUCCCUUCCCCCCUCCCACUGGAGCUCUACAUCUCCUCUAACUUCAUUGGCCUCUUUGUUGAGGAGAAAGUAGCUGAAGUGCUCAAGGGCUUCGCGGCUGAUUUUGCCUCUGAGGCUACGGCCAAAGCAGACGUCCAUGUGGAGCCACAUAAAAAGCAGCUUCAUGUAACUCUGGCCUACCAUUUCCCAACCAAUCACCUAAGCUCAUUGGAAAAGCUGGCUAGAGGAGUGGACGUGUCACUGGGUUGCGAUUGGCUCGCUGUCCUGUUCUCACGAGACAUCCGAUUCGCUAAUCACGAGACGUUGCGGGUGAUGUAUCCAUACACUCCGCAGAAUGAGGAUGAGCUAGAACUGGUGCCAGGAGACUUCAUCUUCAUGUCUCCAGUGGAGCAGGGUAGUGCCAGUGAAGGAUGGGUUUAUGGCACAUCAAUGGGCACGGGGCUUUCUGGCCUGCUGCCGGAGAACUAUGUCAACCGAGCAGACGAGUGCGACACAUGGGUCCUUCAUGGGUCCCAUUCCUUCCUCAACUGCACCUCGCCAACUGUAAGCAGUGGUGCAGUAGGCGGGCCUUUUUUUGAUGGACAGCUGGACGGACGUCUCCUAGAUGACCACAGCUUAAUGGAACAACAUCCUCUGAGUGUUGUUUGUCAUCCGAUGCAGAUGCUGCGGACCAAUAGUCAGUCUCGACUGCCCAAAAGAACACUGUUUGUGUGUCGCCAUGGUGAGAGGAUGGAUGUGGUGUUUGGAAAACACUGGAUUACCCAGUGCUUCGAUGCCAAAGGUCGUUAUAUCCGAUCCAACCUCAAUAUGCCGAGUAGUCUUCCAGUGCGGAGUGGAGGGUACAGGGAGUAUGAUAAGGACUGUCCUAUCACUGUGUUUGGAUCCACACAGGCUCGAUUAGUAGGAGAAGCCCUGUUUGAGAGUCACACAGUGAUUGACUUUGUGUACUGCUCACCCUCCCUGCGAUGUGUUCAGACAGCCCAUAAUAUCCUCCGAGGGCUUCAGCAGGAUGGGAAGACUAAAAUACGAGUCGAACCUGGACUCUUUGAGUGGACCAAAUGGGUUUCGGGUUCGUCCUUACCCGCCUGGAUUCCGCCCACUGACCUGGCAGCUGCUAACUUUAGUGUGGACACAACCUACAGACCUCAUAUUCCCAUCAACAAGCUGACUGUGUCCGAGUCGUACGACACGUACAUCACUCGCAGUUUCCAAGUGACACGGGAAAUCUUAGCUGAGUGUAAAGCCCUGGGAAACACAGUGCUGAUAGUGGCCCACGCGUCGUCUUUAGAGGCCUGUACACGCCAGAUGCAGGGCCUCAGCCCACAGAACGCCAAAGACUUUGUGCAAGUGGUCCGAAAGAUUCCUUACUUAGGUUUCUGUGCCUGUGAAGAGAUGGGCGAGACGGGGGUGUGGCAACUCGUGGACCCGCCCAUCCUGCCCCUGACUCAUGGGCCCAAUCACAGCUUCAACUGGAGGGAAACUCUGCUGCAGGACUGACAGGCUCUGCCUUCUUUCGACUAGCCCGCCUUUUAGCUCUUCUUGCCAAAGGCAGCUGAGAAACACGCUGUCACUCACUCUCUUCUUCCACUCUGUGGCGCUCAUGCACCAUUAGAUCUUACACAGAGCAAACCCAGGCUUCCAUACAGCCAUCUCUCUGCUGCACUAGUCCAUUCUGAUCCUGUACGUCUCUGUGUGUUGCAGCAACAAUGUCUGUCCAUAACAAUGCUCAUAAAUAUAUGUCGUGCCCUUAUUACAGGGCAUGUUUACCGCUUGACUCUCAUGGACUAGCGUGAAACUAGUUCAACGCUGCCCCAUGCCACAUAGAGUAGCUGAUGACUUCCACGGGUUUCUCAUCUCGGCAAGAGUUUCACGCCAGCUGCAUCGACAGUACAUCAAAACCGACGCUUCCAAGAUGGCCGCCCUCCUAAACAGUACAAAACUGAUGCAGCGAAGGGAACAUGGCCGCCACCAGACACACUGUGAGGAAAAGCAGACAUGUUCAGCGUUUUGCACCAAGCUUCCAGGCUACUUUUCAGAUAUCUCGUCAAGCACAAGAGACGAAACUCAAGCAUGACAAUCAGAAAGGAGAAGGACCGCAGCUGACACGUCAUCUCAGACACUGAGUUCGCCUCAGGAUGAAGUUGGUAUAGGGCUUAUUUUAGCGGUUCGACACUUUUGCAUGCAAAAUAUACACCAGGGGUAAAUAAACCAGGGGGUCUCAAACUUUCAGCCGGGGUCCCCUUUAACUAUAAAAAUGAAUUCCGCGCCUCUAGUGUGUUUUAAUCCAACUCUUCAAAUAAGAUUCAUUAUUUAAAAAUACGCACAAUAUUUUGGCUAUUUACUGCAGCCUUUCUAUGGUGCUUUCUAUUUCUGAGACUGACUUGUUUUUGACUUAUCGAUGUUUGGACUAAACCCAUUCGAUUCAAAUGACCAGUCGAACAAGUUAGCUUUAAGAACUAACUAAACUGAAUAAAUCGAUUAUCUUUGAUUGGAAUGAGUUUUUAGAGAUGGGAUUUCCUUCACUGUAAAAAAAAAAAAAAAAGAAAAAAAAAGAAAA
This is a messenger RNA of Hemibagrus wyckioides, 3385 nucleotides long. RefSeq names its product ubiquitin associated and SH3 domain containing Ba (gene ubash3ba). The record is from RefSeq and is a predicted model, not a curated record. Bases 367 to 2325 code for a protein of 652 amino acids. The transcript has 14 exons. Gene Ontology annotation, molecular function: protein binding. NCBI's taxonomy places the organism in Eukaryota, Metazoa, Chordata, Actinopteri, Siluriformes, Bagridae.